ACUGCCAGUCAGCGCCGGUGCUGCGUGCCGAGAUCAGUUCCCCCGAGAACACGCGUGCCCCCGUCGGUAGUCGAAGCACAGUAAAGCUUAAACGUUUCCAGAAAAAUUAAAUAAAAGACGAUUUCAUUUUUGUUGUUAUUUUAUUUUUUCGAAAUUUGUUUUUAAGCCGUUUUACGUGAUCAUGCUGUGAUUGGACGUUCGAAUUCCGACGGAUUUUUUUACGGAUAUUGAGAAAUUAUUGUUUUAAGUCUCGACAAAGCUGUCCUACUUGUCUGUCCACCGAAAUAUAUCGUACUGUAGUUUUUGCGCUCGCAAUUUUUUUUUUUCGAUUUUUUUUUUUUUUUUAUUAUUAUUUCGCGUAUAUUAACAAACCAAAAAUGUACGAGGCAAAGUGUAUUGUAAUGGACUACCAGCACCACAAUGCUCAACUGCAGGCGCAGACACAGCAACACCUACAGCAACUCCAAUCGUUAGCUCCGGAUUCGACUAGAUGGAAUCAGUACCAACAGUUUUGGCGACAUCAGAUGCUAAUGAAUGGAAAAGCUUGUGGAGUACCCAGAGAUGGCAAUCCUGAUAAAAAAGAAGAAAAUGAGCUUUUGUGGACUAACGUCGUAGAAUCUCAGUCAGCGUUUCUGGGACCGAAUCUAUGGGACAACAAAACCAUACCAUACGACAAUGACCUUAAGUAUUGCGACCUCGACGAAUUCCUGUCCGAAAACGGAUUGCCGGUGGAAGGCGACCACCAGAACGGAACGACCGCGGGCAACGUUAACCCGGGCACUAUAGUGGCGGUCGGCCACCAGGGUGGCGCACUCAUGCCGGGCGCCAACAACCGCCUGUCCUCGCCUCCGCCGCCGCCGCCUUCCAUACACCCGAUACAACACUUGCAGACAAACGGCGUGGGCGUCAUACUGACCAAGCGCGAACCGUCUCCGUCGCCCAGCGAACCGCUCAGCCCGAUCACCAUAAACCCGGCGUCGCCAGCAGAUUCAACAUUGUCGUUCGCGUCGUCCAGCAGAGACUUCGACCCGAGAACAAGGCCGUUUUCCGACGAAGAAUUGAAGCCGCAGCCAAUGGUAAAGAAAUCAAGGAAACAGUUUGUACCGGAUGGGCUGAAAGAUGAGAAAUACUGGGCAAGACGUAGAAAAAACAACAUGGCGGCAAAGCGAUCGAGAGACGCGAGACGAAUGAAAGAGAACCAAAUUGCAUUGAGAGCAGGGUUUUUAGAAAAAGAGAACAUGGGCCUUCGACAAGAGAUGGAACGUUUAAAGAAAGAAAAUUUAGCACUCCGAGAUCGUCUUUCAAAGUUCGAGAUCUAGAAUAUUUACCGUGGAUUUGUAUGCACCAUAAUACCCUUACCCUCUGUGUUUUUGAAAAAAAAGAAAUACCUUACCCAAAUUGUCGUUACUAUUUAUCGCACCGUUGACCGUCAGCUCGUUAAUAAACACUCACUCUUCCAACGCACCGCGGUGGUCGCCUGUAAGAAGUCGUGUAUAGAAAUGAGUUAUAUUAUAAUUAAUACGUUGUAGUUUAUAAAACAUAAAAAUGCAUAUAAACAUAUAUAUGUAUACAAUAAUAUAUUAUAAAUAUUAUUGUUAUAACGCAACUGAUCUCAAUUCCAAAUACGAAAGAAAUUCCACAUUCAAUGUUAUCAAACAAUUUAUUUAUCGGACCUCAGCAGAUUCUCAGGAAGAAAACAAAUUUGUCAAUACAACAGCACUGGAUUCAAAAUAACAUGAUAUAAAACAAAGUUAAUUUUCCCGAGUUUAAACUUACAAUAGCAUUUAAGUCGAUGUACAUGGUUUUUGUUGUUCUGUACAUAAAAUAGGUCUACAAUUAUUAAAUUAUUAAUUAUAUUAUUAUUAUUUUAUUAUUAUUAUUUUUAUUAUUAUUAUUAUUAUUAUUAUUAUUAUUAUAAAUCGUCCUAUUUAUAUGUUUUUAUAAAAAUUAAAUGCGUGUUAACCUGACAUAUUAUAUUAAUAUAGUCUUGAUAAGUAUAAAAAAAUAUUAUAAACGUAAAAAAAAUAAUUCAUUGGUACAAGAUAAGACUUUAUAAUAUAUAUAUAAAUAAUAUUAUAUAUUAUUAUAAUGCUAAUUGAGAAAAAAAAACAGAAUUUAUUUUCGAUUGAUUUUUUUUUUUGCAUUGGUCAUUAUUAUGUAUUGAGAAUUGACCCUUCUAGAUGCAAUUUAUUUCAUAACAUUGUUUAUAUACUGUAGUGGACGAUAUGAUUUCUUUAGUGAAGUUUUGAGGGAUCUGUUUUCGUUUUACAUCUAUAUCGUUGCGUGGGGAUUUGUUUUAUUUAUUUAUGCUUCCAAUAUUGUAUAACAUGUCAAUUAAUUCAUAAGAUCAUCACAAAUUAAUUAUUAAUUGUUUUAUUUUAAUAUGUAUAGAUUUCUUAAAUAUAUUAUAUAAUUAUCCUUCCUCCUCAUUAUGAUUGACGAGCGUUUUUAAUAUGUUUAGUUUUACCAUUAUUAUUUAAUUGUUUGAUUAGAUACUUAUCUUUUUCUUUAUUAUUAUUUUUAGCAAUUAAGUGUUGAUUUUUAAAAAUGUUUAUUUGUAGACAUUUAAAUGAUUAUUGACAGCUCGCUUAUUGUUUCAUAGGAUUAUUUAAUUAGGCUUUAGAAAAUUAAGGUAUUUGUUCUAAGGAUCAUAUUUGAUAUUUUGUGAAUAGUUACUUUUUUUAUAAUACUUUAAUAACAUAAUACCUAAUUGUAAUUUUGUUUGAGAAAACAAACGUAUGGGUCAGGGCUGCUGUAAGAUUUUCUUUUUUUUUUUCUUUUUAUAUAUAUAUGAACUUCAUAUAUACAUAACAUUGUUGUCAAAUUAUAAUUAUUUCAAAAAAUGUUAUUGUUUUGCAUGAAUAUUGAAUAUACACGAAAUGACCAUUA
Metopolophium dirhodum (rose-grain aphid) is the source of this 2889-nucleotide messenger RNA. Its product is annotated as hepatic leukemia factor-like. Bases 378 to 1319 code for a protein of 313 amino acids. The record is from RefSeq and is a predicted model, not a curated record. NCBI's taxonomy places the organism in Eukaryota, Metazoa, Arthropoda, Insecta, Hemiptera, Aphididae. The transcript has 6 exons. Gene Ontology annotation, biological process: regulation of transcription by RNA polymerase II. Gene Ontology annotation, cellular component: nucleus. Gene Ontology annotation, molecular function: RNA polymerase II cis-regulatory region sequence-specific DNA binding; DNA-binding transcription factor activity, RNA polymerase II-specific.